AAGUGCGGUGAAUUUUUCCUUUUCUUUGAUUUGCUUCCUUGUGUUUCGUGUUGGGCGGUGCCUGGCAACGCCGCCCCGCCAAGAAAGAAUUUGGCGCUGGCGAAUCUACAAAGAUGAUCGCGAUCGCAGGGACGGGAAUGCGCCAUUCGUGAUGCCGAAAUCCGAGAGGUGAUCGACCAUCGCGGCGCGCGCGCGCUCUCAUUCCAUGGCGUCGGAUGCGAGCGUCUUGUGCAGGGAGGGAAUCUGGGGCGAGGGAUCGGAGAUGAGGACGGUGCCGAUAGGGGACGAUCGGCAGCAGCAGCAGCAGCAUCAGCCACCGCACAAGGCUAUGGUGGUCGAUCAGGCACUCCACGGCUCGUUUGAGGAGGAUUGGUACGAUGGCUCGCUCAUCGAUGACAUGCCUUCUUACCCUAGCGCCGCUGGAGGAGGAGCGCAGCCCUCGCAUCACCACUUCAUGGCUGCCGCCGCCGCCGCCUCAAACUCCGCCAGCAAAUCCGACGCCAGGUCCACCGGCUUGUCCGCCUUCCUGGACGAGUCCUCCAUGCCCGGCGGCUGCUUCAUCACCGAUUUCUCGCCCGGAUUGCUGCCACCGCCGCCUCCCAUCCGGAACGGCUUCCACCACCACGCCACCGCUUCCUCCUCGGCGUGUUCUUCCUCGUCCUCGGUGGCCAAUCUCCACUCGGGCUUCCUGCCCGACAUGGCGGGCAGCCAGAUCCUCGACUUCCCAGCUCUCUUCGGCCCCAGCACUGGCGCGAGCUUUGGGAAUUUCAGUGGAAUUGGGAGCAGCCUCAGCAUUGGGAUGAUCAAGAGCGGCAAUGGCAUUUUUGGCGACUGCUUUGGAGGUGGCAGUGGAGGAGAAUUCAAGGAUCACUCCUCGAUGGUGACCAAGCCCAAGUCCGGGAAGAACAACCAUCACCAUCACGAGCAGCAGCAGCAUACAGGGAGCGGGCAAACAUCUCCAUCCAUAGCAGCAGCCGUCGGGGCGAUCAAAGCGCCGCCGGAUUCUUCCCUCGAGAUGGGCGACGAUUCUCUCCAUCAUCCAGCGCCGCCGCCGCCGAGCAGCCCGAGCAAGAAGCCGCUGGUCCAUAAGAGGAGCCCGGUGCUGUCGGCGUCCGACGACAUGGCCACCGUCGAUCUGGAGCUCCGCGAGGACGAGGAGAUGGACGAUGGAUCCGGGCUUCUGUGCGAGAAUGACGAGGCGAUGGGCGGCCACCAGGCGGCGGACAAGGGCCCUUCCGGCCGGGGGAAUCGCAAGGGCCUUCCGGCCAAGAAUCUCAUGGCGGAGCGGCGACGGCGGAAGAAGCUUAAUGAUCGCUUGUACAUGCUUCGCUCGGUGGUCCCCAAAAUUACAAAGAUGGAUAGAGCAUCUAUUCUGGGUGACGCGAUCGAGUAUCUCAAGGAGCUCCUCCAGAGGAUCAACGAGCUCCACAGCGAGCUGGAAGGCCCAGCAGAUGGAGGGAGCAUGGGAAUUCCGCCACAGCAGCAAUCCGGAGCGUUGCUUUCGCCCCAAAGUUUCGCUCCUUGCGUCAAGGAGGAAUGUCCGGCGUCCAGCAUCUCCCCGCUUCCGUUGCUCCCCGGGCCUCCUACAGAUCUCCAGCCAGCAAAGGUGGAGGUGAGAACAAGGGAUGGCAAGGGAAUUAACAUUCAUAUGUUCUGCGCGAGAACGCCAGGCCUUUUGCUCUCCACAAUGAGAGCUCUGGAUGAUCUUGGCCUGGACGUCCAGCAGGCUGUUAUCAGCUGCUUCAAUGGCUUCGUCCUCGACGUCUUUCGUGCCGAGCAGCAAUGUAGCGAUGCCGAGAUCGCCCCCGAAGAGAUCAAAGCAGUGCUCUUGCAAACGGCGGGGUGUCACGAGGCAUUGUGAAAAAAGGAAUGGACGAUCCAGUGUAAAUUUUUUUUCUUCUCUUUUCUCCUUUAGAGCUGACCAACCAUCGAGCUCUCCGAGAUUCCUGGUAGUUUUUUUUAAGAAACUUUGUAGCUAACCAAGAACACCAAAUCAAGAACAUCUUUCUUGUA
This is a messenger RNA of Selaginella moellendorffii, 2013 nucleotides long. RefSeq names its product transcription factor SCREAM2. NCBI's taxonomy places the organism in Eukaryota, Viridiplantae, Streptophyta, Lycopodiopsida, Selaginellales, Selaginellaceae. Gene Ontology annotation, cellular component: nucleus. The record is from RefSeq and is a predicted model, not a curated record. Gene Ontology annotation, molecular function: protein dimerization activity; sequence-specific DNA binding; DNA-binding transcription factor activity. The transcript is spliced from 6 exons. Gene Ontology annotation, biological process: regulation of DNA-templated transcription. The coding region runs from base 206 to 1861 and encodes 551 amino acids.